AUGUCGAACGUCGAUAAGUUGCAUUAUUUGACUGGGUGCUUGUAUGGUGCAGCCUUGGACGCGAUUCGCAGUAUACCCGCGUCCGAUGAUAACUAUCAGUUGAUAUGGUCAACUUUAUCUGCGCGUUUCUACCGCCCGCGCAUGGUCGCGACUGCGCUAUUAGAAAAAGUGUUGAACGCGCCGUUGUCGUCGCAGGAGUCAUUGCACGAUUUAACCGUUUUUUUGUCUACAUUCGACGAAAAUAUUUCGUUAUUAUCCGCGAUGGACAUUCCUGACCCCGGGUCGUUCAUCCUGUUCACUUCGGCUUUCCGUGCUUUACCGCUCGCCACGCGUAAAUCAUUUGAAUCCACUAUUACAAGUAACGUCGUUUAUCCAUCAGUCGAUAAGUUACUGAAGUUCGUGCGGGAUCGUAUUACCGUGUUAGAAAAUGUUGGCGAGACGCGGAAGACUGGUGCCAUGCCGACGCCGUCACCUGUUACUGGGCCGCACGUCAGCCGCCGCUCGGGGAAGGGUCAUCCCGUGGCGCUCGUCACCGCGAAACCAACGGAGACUCGUCCUCCGAAUACCACUAGCUCAUGUCCCUGUUAUCAUGGGUCGCACAACAUCAGCUCAUGUCCGAAGUUCCGAUCAAGUUCACUGGACGAUCGGAAUCGAUGGGCUCAUGAAAAUAAAGUUUGUUUUGAUUGCCUCAGCGGCAAUUAUUGGAUCCACGCCUGUCCAUCGAAGUCGCGAUGUCAAAAGUGUUCUAAGAAGCAUCACAUACUUUUACAUGGUGCUACUCCCGCCCGUCAAGUGGAUGGCGGUGACCUUGAGAGGGGGGAAUCACCGUCGUGUAGCGCGGCCGCGUUGGCACCGCGUGCGAGUGUGAUACCAACGGUUUUGUUAGACACUGCGUUGAUUCACGUGCGAGACAGGGCCGGUACGUGGCAAACGGUUCGCGCUUUGGUCGACUCCGCGUCCCAGAUAAGUGCCUUGACAGUCGAGUGUUCUACCCGCUUAGGAUUCCGGCCCCGUCCGUGGACCAUGCCAGUCAGUGGCAUAUCCGGUACACCUGUCGUCAGCGUGAAGGGCAUCGUCGAAUGUCACAUCCGACCGCGUUUUGCGUCCGAACCAUCGCUGACUGUGCAAGCGUGGGUGCUGCCUUCGAUCACUAGUGGAGCCGCGGGCCGCGGGGGAACAACUUUGGCGACGCGACACGCGCCCGUUUCGACCUGCCUGAUCACGAGGUGA
This is a messenger RNA of Macrosiphum euphorbiae (potato aphid), 1230 nucleotides long. Lineage: Eukaryota; Metazoa; Arthropoda; Insecta; Hemiptera; Aphididae. The record is from the annotation of a GenBank genome assembly.